Messenger RNA from Panicum virgatum (switchgrass), 2562 nucleotides. RefSeq names its product P-loop NTPase domain-containing protein LPA1 homolog. The record is from RefSeq and is a predicted model, not a curated record. The coding region runs from base 137 to 2239 and encodes 700 amino acids. The transcript has 7 exons. Lineage: Eukaryota; Viridiplantae; Streptophyta; Magnoliopsida; Poales; Poaceae.
GACCCACCGAAUCAGAACCAAACCGACCGACCAGGCCGGGGACCAGACCAGGAACAAGCAGAGAGAAGGGAAAGGGGGAACCACCGGGCCGCCCGCGCCACCUUCUCUUCUGCCGGCGAUCUCCGGCCACCGCGCCAUGGCGGCGGCGAAGCUGCUCUACAUUGUGGUGGUGGACGACAACGGCUCCUCCUUCCGCUACACGCGCUCCCUCAUCCACAGCACCCUCCAGCUCAUGGGAUGCAAGCCGCGCCACGCUUUCGAGAUCAGCCGCAGGGUGUUCGAUGUCAUCCGGGACGACGGCAGCGACGAAAUGGCCGCCUCCGCCUCCGCCCGGGUGCAGAGGUACGAGGUCGCCGAAGCCACCCCCACCACAAGCCCUCGUCAGUUCCAAUUCGAGCUCUACAAGCGCCGCACCACCGUCCUCCUGCCCAGAGAUCUCUUCCUCGACCUCGUCUGCGAUGCCCUCGCCCUCUACAAGUACGUCGCCCCCAACCAGCGCGCCGAUCUCAUGCUUGCUUGCAGGAUUCGAGAACGGAAGGAAUCUGUCACGGUUCUUCUUUGUGGAACUAGUGGUUGCGGCAAGUCUACUCUUUCGACUCUGCUGGGAAGCAGGUUAGGAGUCACAACUGUAGUUUCCACAGAUUCAAUACGUCACAUGAUGCGGAGCUUUGUCGAAGAGAAAGAAAACCCUCUUCUCUGGGCAUCAACUUAUCAUGCAGGUGAAUGUCUUGACCCAGUAGCAGUUGCUGAAGCAAAAGCUUGGCGGAAAGCAAAAAAACGCUCAGGCGUGUCAAGCAGCUCAAAUAUUGAUUACGAAAAAAGUGGGGCUCUUACCGAAAAAAUUGAAGGGAAAUCAAUUGGGAAGAAGCAAAUGGCCAUAGAAGGUUAUAAAGCACAGAGUGAGAUGGUGAUUGACAGUUUGGAUCGGUUAAUUACUGCGUGGGAAGAUAGGAAAGAAUCAGUUAUUGUUGAGGGUGUUCACUUAAGCCUUAAUUUUGUGAUGGGUCUAAUGAGGAAACAUCCUUCUAUUAUACCUUUUAUGAUCUACAUAUCCAAUGAGGGUAAGCACACGGAGAGGUUUGCUGUACGUGCAAAGUACAUGACACUUGACCCAGCGAAAAAUAAGUAUGUUAAAUACAUCAGCAACAUUAGAACUAUUCAGGAGUAUCUCUGCAGUCGAGCUGACAAGUACCUAGUUCCCAAAGUAAAUAAUACUAAUGUUGAUCGGAGUGUUGCUUCGAUUCAUGCCACUGUUUUUAGCUGCCUCCGGAGGAGAGCUAAUGAAGAUCAGUUAUAUGACCCUGAUACAAAUACUGUGGCUCUUGUAAAUGAAGAGUACAAAAACCAGUGUGUGGCUAACUCCAUGAGUUCCAAGGGGAUGUUUAAAUUGAUUCAACGGCUUGGGUCCUCAAGAAAGCUCAUGGCCAUCAUUAAUGUUGAUGGAUCCGUAUCCAAGGCUUGGCCAGUUGAGUCCAGUGGAGAUGGGAAAUGCAGCUCUGAUAGCAGUACUCAGAAAUCUGUAGGGAUUCCAAUUUACGGACCUUUAAACAUUGGAAGAGCAGAGUCAGUGAAUCUGCAGUUUGGCACCUUUGGGAUAAGUGCCUGGCCUACUGAUACGGGCUGUACAAGUCAAGCUGGAAAUGCUGAUGAAUCAUGGGCCAAUGCUACUGAAGGUAGUAGCAGGCAUGUUCCAUCUUCAUCUGGUUCUCCAAAGAAGUCUGAUAGACACUGUAAAGAGAUUAAAGAGUCAUCAGUAGCAUCUGGCAGUGAUGAAGAAGAGGAAGAAGAAGCUGAUGUUCGGCCUAAUUCAGGCAGCGACGAGGACCUCAGUGAAGAAGACAACAGGGAGAUCCAUGAGGAGAUGGAAGGUUCUGUUGACGAGGAUUGCAACAGGUCUGAUGAGGAGUAUGAUGACCUGGCGAUGCGGGACUGUAUGGAGAAUGGCUAUUUAACUGAUGAUGCCAUGUUUUAUACUGGUUUAAGCAAAUCAUUGAGCGGCAAUCAACAAAGCCAUGGCACGCCAAGGAAACACCAUGGUAAGUUCGAUGCAGGUGUUCCUGAGACUGCACGCUCUACUUCUUCAGCAGUCCCUGCUGGCACAAGCAGCAAGCGGCAUGGCACUAGGAAGUGGAAGCGCUCCCUGAGCGACUCAUUCCGUUCACGGCCACGGAGUGCUCCUGAUUUGGUGUCGACCCACAAGGGUUCACCACCUGUGCCUGUGGCUCGUGAUGAGAGGUAGCUGAUUGCCUGGCAGGCUAGUUGCAGAGACGGACCUUGUCAUGUUUUUUGAGCAUAAAUUGCAAAGGAAAGUAUGAGAUUAUCUGAGGCGUUAUGAGCCGGUUGAAAAUUGUCUUUUGAAGCACGGCAUGUUGUGAAAGAAGUACCGUGCUAAUCAUUUUGUUGUUUGGUUAUAACUAGAGCAAAUGGAUCGGAUUUGUACAAAUUAAAGGGCGUGAUUGCUUCACUUGUACGCCCGCACCUUUAACUGGAGCAAAUGGGUGGCAUGAUGGCUCCACUUUGAUUCCAAAUCUUGAUGAACAACACUCAUUGUGGCUUUUCACA